Rubroshorea leprosula is the source of this 1053-nucleotide messenger RNA. The record is from the annotation of a GenBank genome assembly. Lineage: Eukaryota; Viridiplantae; Streptophyta; Magnoliopsida; Malvales; Dipterocarpaceae.
CCCCACACACUCUUCCUCCCCUCCUCCCCUCCCCUACCAUCACCAUGGGCGUUGCCAACAACCUAACCGCAAUCCUAAACCUCUUGGCCCUCCUCUGCUCCAUCCCCAUCAUCACCUCUGGCUUAUGGCUGGCCUCCAAGCCCGACAACGAGUGCGUCCACCUUUUCCGCUGGCCCGUCGUCAUCAUUGGAUUCCUCAUCCUCUUCGUCUCCCUCGCUGGUUUCAUUGGCGCCUAUGCUUACAAGGAGACCCUCCUCGCUGUCUACCUCUGCUGUAUGGCCCUCCUUAUUGGCCUCCUCCUCUUCGUCCUAAUCUUCGCCUUCGUCGUCACCAGGCCCGACGGCAGCUACAACGUGCCAGGCAGGGGCUUCAAGGAGUACCGCCUUGAUGGGUACUCCAGCUGGCUCAUUGACCAUGUAGUCAAUUCCGACAAUUGGGAGAAGAUAAAGGCAUGCCUCGCCGAGACCAACGACUGCCCCAAGCUUAACCAGAACUAUAUAACCGCCGAUCAGUUCUUCGCCACUCACUUAUCUCCACUUCAGUCUGGAUGUUGCAAGCCACCAACAAUUUGCGGGUACAAUUACGUAAACCCGACCACAUGGGUCAACCCGGUGAACCAAGCCAGCGACCCGGACUGCUUCGCGUGGAGCAACGACCAGAGGCUGCUGUGCUACAACUGCAACUCUUGCAAGGCUGGACUGUUGGGGAGCCUUCGGAAAGAAUGGAGGAAGGCCAACGUGAUCAUGAUUGUAGCGGUUGUUCUGCUGAUUUGCGUCUAUCUCAUCGCCUGCACCGCCUUCCGGACUGCUCAAAGAGAGGGUCUCUUCCGCAGCCACAAAUAGAGUUGGCCUCAAAUUCUGUUUUCCAUUUUGUUUUUGGGGGACAGUCCCCACCUCUCCCUAGGUUAGUUUUCUUUCUUCUCUUUUCUUCGUCAUAGUGUUUCAAAGAAAAAAAAAAAAACAUGGUAGUCCUAAUGUUUUAACCACGGGUUAUCAGCACUUAAAUUUUGUAAUUUGAUGGUUAUAUAUCUCAUUAUAAAAUGCAUCCUUAAUU